Messenger RNA from Ciona intestinalis (vase tunicate), 2290 nucleotides. The record is from RefSeq and is a predicted model, not a curated record. NCBI's taxonomy places the organism in Eukaryota, Metazoa, Chordata, Ascidiacea, Phlebobranchia, Cionidae.
ACUUAACUAAGUUCCAACGAUUCAAUGAUGGCGUUGCAAAAGUGGAUGUGACGUCACAAGGUUCCGGAUAUUUAUGAAUAGCACGAAAUAUAUGGACAAUUACUCGGUUUAGAAUCUCAAUAUAAACUGCAGGUAUUAUAAAAUAACAGUGAGUCUUGGCAUAGCUUUGGCGCUUAACUUAAAUCCUACAACUUAAGUUCAGACUAAAUUACAGCAAUAUAUAAUCAGUUGAUAAUUUUUAUUAUUUUUUUGUUAAUAUUCGCGUCACGAUUAGCAAACUUCUAAUAGACAGCAUAAUGAGAGGGAUCAGGCGAAGCUUCCGGCGUGCGCUGAGCAAGCUUGUAUGGCUGACUUAAUUCUUACGUAUAGGACGUAGGUCGCAUAUACUACAUCAUAAAACAAGAAAUUUUAAUAUUAUAAAGAAUAGCCUACGUGAUUAUGAAGUUGUGUAUCGUUGCAUCAAGUCAUGGGGCGUAAGUGAUCUUGCUAUAGUUGGCAGAGUAUAUAGAUAUAUUAUGUUACAUUACAGACCCUAACCAGGCAGUUGAUCAUGUUUUUUUAAUCGUGACAGACCUUAAUUAGGUUUAUAUAAAUUCUGACGCAAUGAAUAAUACAACGGAAUAUCGAAUUAACGUGGGAACAACGGUAGAAAAUCAUUCAAAUUCGAGUAAUGGAGAAAACAUCGCCACAGUUCAGAAUUAUUCCACAAUGUUGAUCGUAACAUACAUCGGGGCAUCCAUUUCUAUAAUUGGGAUACUUCUGACUUUAAUGGCAUACAUCGGAUACAAAAAAUUUCAAGUGAAACGAACGCAUAUAGUGAUGGUGAAUCUAUGCGUUUGCUACAUCGUGUAUUUCGUGUCGUAUUUGAUCAGCAACAAUCACAGACACCAUUACGAAUUCGAGACGUUAGAAACCAUCGUCGAACAUCCAAUGUGUGUUGCUGGUGCAUUCUUGGGCCAUUUAGGAAUGCUAGGCGCAUGGUUCUGGUUGACAGCAUAUUGGUUUAUUCUUCUAGUUAUGUUCAAGAAGCCAAUGGGUGGUCACAUCAGUAGAUUCUUCCUUAAAUCUGCAUUACCAGCAUACGGAAUAACAUUCGCUAUUGCAAUUAUUUGUUUGGUUGUUUCAUUCACGCGCAAAGAGAUUUACACGGUUUACUCCAGCGAAUUGUGUUUUUUGAAAGGAAACUACCUCAAUAUGGGCGUCAUACUGCCUUCUUCACUUUUGCUUGUUGUUGAUGUAGUCAUAUUAAUGUACGUCAGUUACGGAAUGGUUUGGGUGAAACCCAACGGUCGAUUUCAGCGCUUGGGAAGCUUACAACGUAUUAAAGUCCAUCUUUAUAAGUUAUCAGUUAUAACUAUGCUGACGGCCAUAAUGAUAAUUGGCACAGCAGUUAUCCCAGCAAUAAGAAUCGAAGGAAAUACCAAAGCGCAUCUUAUCUCCGUUAUUGUAUUCACUCUUCUAUCCUCCGCAUUGGGAAUCGUGUUGAUGAUUCUAUUCUGUUUACACCAAGAUGAAAUCAGAGCGCACUGGAUGGCGAUUAUCUUGGGUAAAAAAGACCCCGCACCUCAUAAAUCAACCUAUCGCGGCAAGAUGGACGUGGACGGCAACUUCAUAGGAACCAUGAAACGCGAGGAAUCUUAUUACGGCAACGGCGACCUCGUCGGUGGAGAGCGACAAAGAUCAACUUACAGAAUGGUAGCCAAGGAUGACACAGACAUGACUACGUUGGGCCUUAUACAAAUACCAGGCACGCCAUCGAACGCGCGGACGAAUCUAAAUGGCGAGACAAGCCAAGCCAAAGCAAAUAUGACGUCGGUGAAAACGGAGAAGAAACGCACCGGUUCGUCAUCGUCUAUGCUAAGUGUAAGUAAGAAACAAAAAGACGACCAAACCACCCCAUUAAACGAAAUCAAACGGAAAAAGAAAGACCGCAGAAGUUACAGCACAAGUGCACGCCCGAGCAAUAUUAAUACAAGCGCAAACAGACAGAGUGCUGCUUUCUCAGACGACCCCCCAUCCCCAGUUACAACAUUUGUGUAAACAAAUUUCUUUGUGACAAUUUAAGCACUGUUCUUUACUACGUUGUUGAAUUAAAAUUUCACUUCAAAAUUUUGUAUAAUAUGUAAUAUAACAACAAAUUAUUUACAUUGAAUUUCCUUCUCUUUGUUUCUCUGAUUGAUUGUUGCAACAAUAUGUGUUUAUUGUAUAUAAAAGUAGGGAAAAAACAGUUUUAAAACAUUUUAUUUCAAUUUAAACAAGAACGAAAUCAUCUUAAACCAGAUCUUACAUA